CAUGACAGUCGUUCAAAACAGUGCUCAUUCUGGAAAUUUAUUUCUUUGCAUACCACUUUUUUAAGUCAGAGUUUCUUUAACUUUUGGAUUCAUUGAUUGGAAUGACAAUUACUUCAAGGAUGUCAUACGAAGCCUCUUACGUGAAGGCAAGGAAAAAGGCUGUAAAGCAGCUCAAAACCAGUAAUGCACAACAACUGGAGAUUGAAACCAAGAAAAUGGAGGACAGGAUACGAGCUUUGAAGGAGCAAAUGUUCAAGGAAAAAGAAGAGAGAGAAAAGCAAGGGGGAACAAGGUGGGUAUCAGGGAAGUCUGGCCCACUGAACACCCAUGCUCAGGAUGUGCUAAAAAAGAAGAGUACAAAAACUGAUAAGGCUCCAAGGAAAAUAAAGAUUCUUGGAGAUGAACCUUUACAAUCUUACAAGAAGAAAGCAACACCAAGGGCUGAGCAAACGGAUAACACUGGUGCUUCAGGGUGUGGUCAGUGCGAGAGGGUGAAAGCAACUUUGGUGUGCAUUGAAUGUGCUGAAAAGUACUGUGUGAGUUGCUUUAUGUCAUUUCAUCAAAAGGGUGCACUCAAGAAACACAGCACCCAGACACUUGAACAGGUAAGAACUGUCAUGUUUUUUUUUCCUCAUGUGGUAAUGGGGUGGGAGGGGGGAGGUAUGCAGGUCUACUGUCAAACCAAGUGAAGCGUACCCUUCAAGAUUACAUUAAUGAAUUGAUUAUUUGAUUAUUGAACCCAUUAGUCCUAUCUGGAACGACUAGCGGAUUCAAUAUUCAUAUAGUCAAAUCAUGAAUGUAAUCUUGAGGGGUACGCUUCACUUAGUUUGACUGUAAUAUAUUGGUGUUCAAAUGAAUGCACCAGUACUUUAAGGAUAAGAACAUGUAAGCAUGCUACUUCUCAGCCAUUUUGACUUGCUUGCCAUGCACCAGAUAAACUAUAACAGGAGAACUACUCAAAUCAAUGUUACUGGGCAAAAUUCUGCACACAUUGACAAAAGAAAACUCUUGUGUUUACAGUAGUUUUCAGAUCAAUCUAAACAAGCUGCACACUACAGAGUCAUAAAUUUGCGACCAUUUCUAUCUUUUUUACACUCAGAUGCUAUUGGUUAAUAAUGAUUCAAAGAAUUUACUUGGUCGCUUUAUACAUGUGUAUAGAGGUGUUGUUCGCUGAGCCUCAAACUCCUGUGUUGGGCUCAGAGAGAAUAAAAAAAAACCUCUUGGUUGUAACAAUUCCUGUGAAUAGCUUUGGAUGUGGAAGGAAAUGGAAACACUUAAAACUUUCAU
Messenger RNA from Orbicella faveolata, 1287 nucleotides. RefSeq lists its product as uncharacterized. Lineage: Eukaryota; Metazoa; Cnidaria; Anthozoa; Scleractinia; Merulinidae. Gene Ontology annotation, molecular function: zinc ion binding. The record is from RefSeq and is a predicted model, not a curated record.